Messenger RNA from Xiphophorus maculatus (southern platyfish), 3453 nucleotides. It is a transcript of the gene cpq, whose product is annotated as carboxypeptidase Q. NCBI's taxonomy places the organism in Eukaryota, Metazoa, Chordata, Actinopteri, Cyprinodontiformes, Poeciliidae. Bases 1144 to 2607 code for a protein of 487 amino acids. Gene Ontology annotation, molecular function: metallodipeptidase activity. The record is from RefSeq and is a predicted model, not a curated record. Gene Ontology annotation, biological process: proteolysis; peptide catabolic process. The transcript is spliced from 11 exons.
UGAAGGCGAAGCGGCUGCGCGGUCGGUGGGUCCGAAUAAACGGUCUGAAACACGAUCUCAACCGCCGAGUGGGUCCGAGUCCUGCCUUCCGGCAACCACCAGUAAAGAAAACACAACGCAGAGUCUCAAGGAGCAGCGAGGUGUCCGCUCACACGGACAGGGUUACAUGAAUAGACGUGUCUCCAAUUAACUCAAAUGUGUCAAUUAACCUGUCAGAAGUUUUGAAAGAAACGACAUCAUCAUCUGGCUUUAGUACGGAUAGGCAGUAAAUAAGUCAAGCUUAUUUUCUAUGAAAACAAAAACAGAGUUUACAAAGUAAUGGUACCAUUGGGUCCAAAGAUGAAUCUAGGAAUCCCAAUAAGCACUAAGUCGGGUGUUUUUUUUGUUUUUGUUUGUUUUUUCCAUUUAAAGAGUUUUAACAACUUCUCUUUGUGAGGUUCAGUAAUUUCUGUCAAACAUUCAAUUCAAUCAUAAUCAAACUGUUCUGUCUGUUCUUUUACAAACCUUAGGGUGUUAUGAUCCCAAACAUUUUCUAGGCAGGGAUGUUUUUUUUUGUCCAAAAAUACACAGCUGGUUAAAUGUUUAAAAUUUAAACGUGUAGGAGUCAAAGAAAAAAAAAAGACUUAGUGGUUUAGCAGAAUGAGAAAAGUACAUAUAAUUUUGUUUUUAAAUCUGUAAUUAACAGGAUACUGUGUUGCACAACUGAGAGAUAAAAUACAAAACCACACGAAGAAAAAAGAGAAAACUUUUCUCUUUUCGUUUCUCUUUUCAAUAGGACCUAUGUUCAACUUUGAUUUCUCAAAUUUUAUGCUUUUGUAGAACAGAUUUUCUUUCAAAGUAAAUGUCACAGUAAAAUACAUAAUUAUUCCUAUUACGCGUCUUUGAAUACUUUAAAGUUAAUUUUAAAAAAAUGAAUUUACAGAUACUGCAUGUUUUAAAUAGAUGUGUAGUAUAAGAAAAAAAAUAAUUUUACGCAAAAUUAAAAACAUAGGGAAUACUUUUAUUUUGAAAACAUUGACUCCAGCCGGAAGUUUCCACAAAAUAAUACGGAAAUAGAGAUUAAACUUCUGCAUCUCUACAUUGUAUGUGGUGACGUUUAACUCCUUAUAAGAUCUUGAAGCGUCAAAGAUAACAACCUCAAGGAUGGCAUUGGAGGUGAAAGUGGCCUUUCUCCUUCCUCUCUUUAUGAUUGUCAUGUUGUCACUUGGUUCUGACAGUCAUACUCUCUCUGAGCGCUUCAGAAGCCCUGCUAUCAGGGUUGUAUCUAAUGAAACCACAAAGAAAGCUCCAGAUGUAGCAGCAGAGGUGGGAAGAUAUGAAGAUGUGGCCAAGCGCAUCAUUGAGCUAGCUGUAUUUGGUGCGGCCCAGAAUCGCUCUUACAGACGGCUGGCUGACUUUACUGACACAAUCGGGAACCGGGUCAGUGGGUCACGGAACCUGGAAAUGGCUAUUAAAUACAUGUACACUGCCAUGAAACAGGAUGGACUGGAUGUUCAUCUAGAACCAGUAAAAAUCCCUCACUGGGUUAGAGGGAAGGAGAGUGCAGAGAUGAUUAUGCCUAGGGCCAAGAGCCUGGCUAUACUGGGCCUGGGCAGCAGUGUAGGAACGCCUCCCGAAGGUGUUGAGGCUGAGGUGUUGGUGGUUCAGUCUUUUGAGGAACUGAAGCGUAGAGCCAGCGAGGCCACAGGGAGGAUUGUGGUUUUUAACCAGCCUUUUAUCAGCUACUCGGAGACGGUUGCUUAUCGUGCUUUCGGUGCUUCAGAGGCAGCUAAAGUGGGAGCUGUGGCCACACUCAUUCGAUCUGUCACCCCUUUCUCUAUUAACAGUCCUCACACAGGUUUGCAGAUCUACCAAGACGGAGUGAAGCGAAUCCCCACAGCCUGCAUCACAGUGGAGGACGCUGAGCUAAUGUGGCGUUUGGCUCAAAACAAACAGAAGAUUGUGGUCAGACUCAUAAUGGGAGCCCAGACUCUGCCAGAUGCUGACUCUUUUAACACAGUGGCUGAGAUAAGAGGCUGGCAGCACCCGGAGCAGGUUGUCCUAUUGAGCGGUCAUCUGGACAGCUGGGAUGUUGGCCAGGGCGCCAUGGAUGAUGGAGGUGGAGUCAUGAUAUCCUGGGAGGCUCUGUCCCUCAUCAAAGACCUGGGUUUGCGCCCAAGAAGAACUUUGCGAGCGGUUCUGUGGACAGGUGAGGAGCAGGGUGGUGUCGGUGCACAGCAGUACUUCAAUCUACACAAGGAGAACAUCUCCAACUUUGACCUUGUUAUGGAGUCUGACUUGGGGACCUUCACCCCGAUGGGUCUGCAGUUUUUAGGCAGUGAGGCGGCACGAAAGGUGAUGGAAGAAGUUAUCAAACUUUUGGCUCCCAUUAAUGUAACCAAACUGGAGACCGAUGCCGAGGGGACAGAUAUCUUUCUGUGGAUGCAAGCAGGAAUCCCAGGGGCCAGCCUUCAUGUGGCAGACAGUCGUUACUUUUGGUUCCACCACAGUGAGGGAGACACCAUGACAGUCCAGGACCCUCACGACAUGGACCUCUGCUCAGCAUUGUGGGCCGUGGUUGCGUACGUCGUGGCUGACCUGGAGGACAUGCUGGCCAGAAGGCCGUAAUGUCAGAUUGAUCACAACCUGAAUCAGGUUGCACUUUUACUGAAUGAGUUUUAGUUUUGUCCUCAAAACAACAUGAGUGUUUGGAUGAAUGAGAGAACAUAAACUCUGAUGCACAAGGGUAGCAAGUAAAGUUAAAUUAAGCCCAAUAUACUUGAAAAGAUUUUCAGAAUUAGAUUUUUACUGGCAAUAUUCUUGAAUGGAAAAUGUUCAGUGCAACACCUAGUUCUCUUUUAUCUUCUGAUCCAGGGUGUAGCCUGACUCUGUCAAUAACCACUAGAUAAAGCCUGUCUCUAAUGGACAAUGAGGAUAAGCAGGUUUAAUUAAUGGACGGCUGCAUAGCCAUGCUUUUUUCCUGCUAAUGUAAUAUCGCAGAAAAAUUAGGCCACAAACAAUUAGCAACUUUCCAUUCAGAAACAGACUGGUCAAGCCACAAUACAAUAGAAAACAUUUAACCCAAGCAAAAUCUCUACUUUAUUAAGGCGAACAUUUUAUCACACUUUUUGAGAUCUACAAAUUAUUUUCCACAAAAUUAAGAAUAUUGUGUAAAAUUAUUGCUCAGCAGGUGAAAAUAAUUUAAGAAUAAAUUAUUUAGCAUUUUAAAGUUGGGGAAAAUAAAUUAUGCAAAAUUAUGAAAUCUGGUGUAGGCCCUAACCUAUCAAACAUGCAUUUUUAGUGGUCUUAGUGAACAUUUAAUUCUCACUAAAGCAAAAUUAAAAGUUUUCAUUUGCUUAUUUAUUAAAUAGAAAUUUAGGCGAUGUAUGUAACUACUGAAAACAACUUCUCAAGUAAUUCAUAGUGAUGCGUUUGUGGUAGUAUUAGGCAGGUUUGACAAUCAUGUAAAAGUUU